Molecule: messenger RNA, 1976 nt
Organism: Lonchura striata (white-rumped munia)
Lineage: Eukaryota; Metazoa; Chordata; Aves; Passeriformes; Estrildidae
Source: RefSeq, a predicted model, not a curated record
ACGUGACCGCGGCGGCGCACGUGACCGCGCGGGCGGCCGCGCUUUACGGCGCCGCGCGACAGCUGCCGGUGCUGUGCCCUCGGCUCGCCAUGGCGUCGGGCAGCGGGACCAAGAACCUGGACUUCCGCCGGAAGUGGGACAAGGACGAGUAUGAGAAACUCGCAGAGAAGCGGCUCACAGAGGAGAGAGAAAAGAAAGAUGGCAAACCAGCUCAGCCUGUCAAAAGGGAACUUCUGCGGCACCGAGACUACAAAGUGGACCUGGAAUCCAAGCUGGGGAAAACCAUUGUCAUCACCAAAACUACCCCUCAGUCAGAGAUGGGAGGGUAUUACUGUAAUGUAUGUGACUGUGUGGUGAAAGAUUCCAUCAACUUCUUGGAUCACAUCAAUGGCAAAAAACACCAGAGGAAUCUGGGCAUGUCCAUGCGGGUGGAACGUUCCACACUGGACCAGGUGAAGAAACGCUUUGAGGUGAACAAGAAGAAGAUGGAGGAGAAGCAGAAGGAUUAUGACUUUGAGGAGAGGAUGAAGGAACUCCGUGAGGAGGAGGAGAAGGCCAAAGCCUACAAGAAGGAGAAGCAGAGAGAGAAGAAGAGGCGGGCGGAGGAAGAUUUGACCUUUGAAGAGGAUGAUGAAAUGGCAGCUGUGAUGGGUUUCUCUGGUUUUGGCUCAACCAAAAAGAACCACUGAACAGCUCCGGACUCUCCUCUUUCUCUAAACAGGUUGUUUUUACCCAGGGAACUCUGGAUAAUUCUUCAAAGACUUGAUUGAGGACUUGUAUGUAAAUCUCCCAGUAGAAGUUGGCUGGAAGAGUUGAAAAGCGAUUCCAUACUCUACCUGUGCUGCAGAUCAAGCUCUGCCUCUCAUUUGCUUCCCUUCUCCUUCUGUGUCCUAGAUCUGACUGCUCUGUGGCCGUAUGUGUGCAGGGAAGUGCUCUGUUGGGUACAUUUUUUUUGUCAAUAAAGUGCACAUUCUGCACAGGUGGCCUGGUUCAGGAUUAAUCUAGUUGUCAACCAGGCCCUACUUGUCACCCAAGCUGUGUUUGAGAUGCUGGGAGGGAUUCACUUGCUUUUAGGCUCAUAAUGAAGGAAAUGUGCCACAGCAAGCAGUGUGAGAGGUGCAUCUUUAUGGCUUGUGCUGAGCAGAGCUGGUGGCUGCAUGGAGUCUGGGUUGCUGAAACUUUCCUGUGUGUUUUAUCUGCAAGGGAGACUUCCCUUCUUUUCUUUGUGUUUUAGCCCAUAAUUUCAGUAUGUUUAAGAUAGGGGAGAAAUUCCUCCCCAUGACUGGCCUAGGAUAGAGCCAAUGAACGAAAAGUGUGUACAACUUGCCAGAAAUAAAUGGAAUGUUUUAAUGGGCCCUUUGAUGGGGGUUUGAUGCCUUCUUUAUUUUGAGAGCUUUGAAGAGUUGCUAGUGUCUCCCAGCAGCACAGACCUGGGGUGGCCUCCUAGGGACCCAAUGGUGGCAGAGGUGAGGUGUGUGCCUUCCUCUCUUGGCUCAGCUCCCAGCUGCCCUAGGCAGACCAUUGCCAUCAUUCUUGGCUUUUGUAAGUAAUUCUGGAGAUGGGUGUAAGAAUAUGGAAGGGGAAGGGAGUUCAGGGCUGGGGACCUUCAUUCUCAUCAGGCAAUCCAAGACAGGCUGGGCUGCAUUCCAGAUUUUACCAGCCUUAGUGUAUUAAGGGCCAUUUUUUUCCUGUCUACUGGCUGUCAGUGUCUUUUCACCUCUGCCUUCCCCUAAAUCCACUUCAUUUCUGCUUUUAUUUACCUCAGUCAAACCUUGUGUGACUCAUUUCCGUCUGCAGUUAGGAUUUAUAUUUUGCAUGGCUGGGUUUUCGUAGCUCUGUCUCGCUCUCCUCUCUCUUUUUAUGUAUAUUGAUGAAAUCCUUGCGCUUGCCCUUCUCCGUGCUCGUAUGAAAUUUCCAGCCUGGGGAAGGCUGCAGUGUUUAGCCUGCUCUUUCUAAUACAUCUAGAACAAAUCCUG